Messenger RNA from Eptesicus fuscus (big brown bat), 3690 nucleotides. It is a transcript of the gene ZNF367, whose product is annotated as zinc finger protein 367. Gene Ontology annotation, biological process: regulation of transcription by RNA polymerase II. The transcript is spliced from 6 exons. The record is from RefSeq and is a predicted model, not a curated record. Gene Ontology annotation, molecular function: RNA polymerase II cis-regulatory region sequence-specific DNA binding; DNA-binding transcription factor activity. NCBI's taxonomy places the organism in Eukaryota, Metazoa, Chordata, Mammalia, Chiroptera, Vespertilionidae. The coding region runs from base 339 to 1370 and encodes 343 amino acids.
CCGCAGCAGCAGGUUGUUAUUUUGGGGGUUCGGCGGCGUGAGUUUUGCUUUCCUGUCCCCGCAAGCCGGGCCGCCCGCUGCUUCCCGCCUCUGCAGCCUGCGAGUCAAGAGAGAAGGGCGGGCUUGCCCCGGGGCUGGGGUCCGGCCCUGACCGCGGUGCCCGCCGAGCUGCCCCGCUCCAUCGCUGGCCGCCGCACAGGAGGAUUCCGGGAAACGUCCGCGGCCAUGAGCCCGCGGGACUGAGAGCCAGCGACUCGGAGCAGCGCGGGCAACGGGAGCGAAGGGCCAGCCCGGGCUCAGGGAGUGCGGCCGGCGGAGCUGCGUAUCGGGGAAGGGCGAUGAUCCGGGGUGUGGAAGUGCCGAUGGCGGACCACCCGCCGCCGCCGCCGCCCGUCAUCUUCUGCCACGACUCCCCGAAGCGGGUGCUGGUGUCGGUCAUCAGGACGACCCCGAUCAAGGCCACGUGCGGCGGCGGAGGGGAGCCGGAGCCGCCGCCGCCGCUCAUCCCCACCAGCCCCGGCUUCAGCGACUUCAUGGUGUACCCGUGGCGCUGGGGCGAGAACGCGCACAACGUGACGCUCAGCCCGGGGGCCGCGGGGGGCGCCGCCUCGGCCGCCCAGCCCGCCGCCGCCACCCAGCGCCCGGGGCUCCGCGGCCGGGGCGCGCCCCAUCCCGCCGCCUCGGGGGGCGAGGAAGAGGAGGAAGCGAGCAGCCCGGACAGCAGCCACCUCAAGCAGGAUGGAAUCCGGCGUGGAAGACCCAGAGCAGAUACUGUCCGGGAUUUAAUAAAUGAAGGAGAGCAUUCGUCCAGCAGAAUUCGUUGUAACAUCUGUAAUAGAGUGUUUCCACGGGAGAAAUCGCUCCAGGCUCACAAAAGGACUCAUACAGGUGAGAGACCCUACCUGUGUGACUAUCCAGACUGUGGCAAAGCCUUUGUUCAAAGCGGACAGCUCAAAACGCAUCAGCGCCUUCACACGGGAGAGAAGCCUUUUGUGUGUUCAGAAAAUGGCUGCCUGAGCAGAUUCACCCACGCGAACCGUCACUGUCCCAAGCACCCUUACGCCAGGCUGAAGCGGGAGGAGCCCACGGAUGCUCUCAGCAAGCACCAGGCUGUGGACAACCAGGCUGCUGCCGAGUGGUUGGCAAAGUAUUGGGAAACGAAAGAGCAGCGCACCCCCACCUUGAAAGGAAAGCUCGCGCAGAAGGCGGACCAGGAGCAGCAGGACCCUCUGGAAUACCUGCAGUCGGACGAGGAGGACGACGAGAAGAGGGGGGCCCAGCGGCGGCUGCAGGAGCAGCGCGAGCGCCUGCACGGAGCCCUCGCUCUCAUCGAGCUCGCCAACCUGACCGGCGCGCCGCUCCGCCAGUAGCCUGCACACUGACUCCCACUGUACAAAGUACUGCCCAGCAUACUUCAGAAGUAGAUCCUGGGGCAUAAGCUAAGCACCUUAUUUGCUUACCAUAGGCUGCUAUUCUGUAGAAAUUGAUGAAGAAUGUCAUUGCCCCAACAUAUGGGGUGAGAGAGAAUUGCACUUUUUUUUAUAUGGUAAUGGAUUGUUGUAAAGUUUAAAAUAUUUUGUAAAUAUGGGACUUCUAGUACAGGGUAGGAAACUACGUAUUGUGGGAAGCUAGAUUUUGCAAGUUUAAUGCAUUCAUUGGAAGCAGUUUUCACAGGAAGCACUUUCUGAAUAAGACACUUUUAGGGGAAAAAAAUAACAAAAACAGAAUGGGACAUGUAGCCAAAGAAGGUUAGGAGAGAUUAUUUAUAAGAACAUUUUUAACAAUGUGUACUAGUACGUUUAACAAUACUGUCAACACUGAAAUAAGCGAGAAAGUGUAAGGUGUGUAAGAUGUUUUUAAAUUGCAAAAUAGUGUGACUAAUAAGACUAGAGAAAUGGAAAUCUGCCUAUUUCAGAAGAUGUCUUAAGUUACGGAUUAGAUAUUUGAGGAUCUUGGUAAGAUGCAUAAUAGUUCAGAAUUUUUAAAAUUGGAGUAAAAUUGGUCUUAUUCUAUCUUUCUGAGGCUUUACAACUUACUAUGAUGUUUAGUUUUGAAAAGCACUUGUUAUCCCUCUCUUAACUUGGGAACUUUUGCACAUUUCAUAUUUCUCAUUUGCUGAAAUUGAGUGGUUAAUCUUGCAAAGUCUAGGUAACCUGGUAAUUUUUUUUUUUUUUUAAUAUGGGCCCUGUACUAAGAUUUGGCACUUGGAUUUUUAUUAAUAAAAGGGACAUCUACAGGGUUGUUUUGUAGUGAACUGUUUUAGAUCUUUUGUUAGCAAACACUAAAUUUCAAUUGUACUGCUUGUUUAGAAUUAUUAGCAAAUGAAAGCCUCCUAUUUAUAUUUUCAGUGCAUAAAGCCACCUUCUUGCUUUUCAGAAUAACAUGCCAAGCUAUUUUGUGCUCACUAAAUUCAACUAUCAGUUAAACACUGCAGAAAAGAUUAGCUACUCAAAUAAAUAGCCUUCUGGGAUAGUUUUAACUGCAUGUGUGUUAACUUAUAGGGUGGUUUUAAACCAUUUUUCCAAAUAGAUGACAUUUUUAAACACCACUUUAUGUACUGAAGCAUGAACAGAAAAAUCAAGAGCUGAGCGGUUCACCUCCUUUAUGUAGGUAUAAACCUCGAUCAUUUUAGCUUUUGUUUUAAGCAGAAACUAAGUAACAUGCACAACAGAAAUGUUUAUGUUUCUGAAUUGGAGUAAACCUCAGAAUAAUAGAAGGAAACUUGGGCUCUUCCGCGCCUUUUACUUCGUUUUUGAAUUGAAGUAGUAGCCGACAGGUAGGGUUUAAACAUUAUCUAAAAUACAUGCUUCUUUCUCCCCAAAUCCCAGUGUGUUGCAGUCACAGUUUCACAUAUGUAGCUGUGGGGAAGGGGAGGGAUGAAAUGCCUUGAAAAGGAGCAAAAGUGUGAAAGAUGGUAACAAAUAAUGUAUAUGAUGAGGACAUACUUUACAAAUGUAAUCCUCAGUACAGUAAAUUACAGAUCUUGAAGGAUUUUUUUAAUAAGAAAAUUUAUAUUUGUAAUGGUCUAAGAAUUUUGCUUGUAAUCUGAUAUAUAGAAUUUUAACUUGGAGCACUUAUAGGCACAGUAAAAGAGACUAGCAUUGAAUUUUCUUGGUUUAGCUGUCAACAUUUUUCUCUAGAUUUUUUCUCUCAAGUAUGAUUUAAAUGAACUAUAAAAAGCAACACUUAUCAGUCUUGGGAAAUUUAAAAUUUGAUGAAAUUACAUAAAGAAGGAAGAUGUUAAGAAUUUAAAAAAUACAAAUACUUGCCAAUUCAAAAAUAAUACAAUUUAAGGCCUUCAAAGGUAAGAGUUUUUGUUUCUCUGGUCAGCUUUUGUCAGCUACAAUAGUUAUAUUCACAAACAUUCUUUAUUUGUGUAAUUGAAAGUUUCAGAAAUUAUUACAACUAUUUACUAUAGAAAUAUUUAAAAUAUAAUACUUCAAAAGUAGAUUCUUGGGCAUAAGCUAAGGAUUUUUUUGAUAUAAGCUAUAUACUUGGACAAAAUACAUUAGCAUUUAAAAUCUGAGGUGUGUUAGGACUGCUUUUUGUUUUAAAAAUGUGGUUUACAUUCAAAUUUUUGAAGUGUUUUAUGCUUCAUAUGGCUAAGUUGUAGUUUGGCAGAAUUAACAGCAUAAGAAAUAAACAUGCUGUAAUUUGAAAAGAUGCUUUGAAUAAAAUUUUAAUUUACAU